Messenger RNA from Thamnophis elegans (Western terrestrial garter snake), 495 nucleotides. Its product is annotated as TSC22 domain family protein 1-like. The record is from RefSeq and is a predicted model, not a curated record. NCBI's taxonomy places the organism in Eukaryota, Metazoa, Chordata, Lepidosauria, Squamata, Natricidae.
AUGGGCGAGAAGCUUAAGAGCCUGGUGCUGCUCUCGCAGGGAGGAGGAGGUGUCAGGGGUCCGGCGGGUGCCCAGUUGAAGAAGAAGAGCGGCUUCCAGAUCACCAGCGUAACCCCAGUGCAGAUCUCAGCCAGCAUCAGCUCCAUCAACAUUAGCUCCAUUGCCAAAGAGACAGAGAGCUACGAUGACCUGGACGAGUCGUACACUGAGGUUUCCUCCUCUGAGAUUCUGGACAUCUCACUCUCCCGGGCCACCAACUUGGGGGAGCCUGAGCGCAGCUCCUCCGAGGAGACGCUCAACAACUUCCAUGAGACCGACAACCCCAGCACCAUCUCCCCCAACCAGCCUCGCCCGGCCCAGCAGCCCCAAGGCCUGACCAACAGCAGUGCCCACCCACCACCCCACUACACCCACCGGGGACACCCCCAGCCUCCCUCCCACGCUGGUGUCCCUCCACCCAUGUCCAGAAGGGUCUCAUCCAGCCCAUCGUUCUGA